Molecule: messenger RNA, 3217 nt
Organism: Williopsis jadinii
Lineage: Eukaryota; Fungi; Ascomycota; Saccharomycetes; Phaffomycetales; Wickerhamomycetaceae
Product: serine/threonine-protein kinase
Exons: 1
Coding region: 153-3188 (1011 amino acids)
Biological process (GO): protein phosphorylation
Molecular function (GO): ATP binding; protein kinase activity
Source: RefSeq, a predicted model, not a curated record
GCGGAGAAUCACCAGGGGAAGUUCCGAUAUCACACAAGGAAAGUACGAUAUCUUCAGGUGGCCCGAGCUCUCCACUUCUCGUGCCCUCAUAGUGCUGUGAUUUGUGGCCCUGUCAAGCUGUGUAUUGCGUCUGAGUACUUGAUUCCAUCACAAUGGAUCCAAACGUCUCAAAGUCCAUGUUUCUGGAUAAGUUCAAGGACGAUGAUGACUACUCCGAAGAGUUUUCAAUAGUGGAGGAGAACGAGCUGUUGCUGUCCCCGAAAUUUAAGCGGUUACAAUCAUCACCACCCAGAUCGUCAUCAUCAUCACCUACAAAAUCGGGCCAUAAUGAGAACUUUGGUACUUUUGAUUCGAUACCUGAUCUGCAGUUCAAGGAGCCACCAAAGACGCCGACAAAGACAAGGAGCGAAUCAAGGAUCCCACUGAAGCACAUGAACAGGAAGCCUCCGCAGCCAAAGUUUCUCCCUCGUACGCCCACUAAGAUCCAUGGUUUAGGGUACUCAAAGAGACCGGAAAUGAAAGUAUCCCUUACACCGGCUCAGAGAUUGGAGAAGAAGUCUGGUAGGAUGAUCACAACAAAUGACAUAUUGGCAUCGUACGAAUUUAAAGAAAAUAUCGGGAAAGGUGCCUUUGCGAACGUCUAUCGUGCCAUUAAUAAAAUAACUGGAGAUCAGGUUGCAGUGAAGGAGAUUCUCAUUGAAGACGACGAUAACAUAUUAGAGUUGAUGUCUGAAAUCGACCUACUCAAGAUCCUCAAGCAUAGAAACAUUGUGAAAUACCAUGGAUUCAUAAGAAACGAAAGGAAAUUGUUCAUAUUCUUGGAAUACUGCUCCGGAGGCUCGCUUAGAAGCUAUUACAAGAAGCACGGCCCUUUAACAGAGGAUGCGGUUAUAACAUACAUCAAACAAGUCUUAGAAGGGUUGAUGUAUUUACACGAGCAAGGUGUUGUGCAUAGAGAUGUUAAAGCUGCAAACAUCCUUCUUACGAGCGGUGGGGCUAUCAAAUUAACAGAUUUUGGUGUUUCUACAAAAGUAUCGUCUAGCACAAUAAAGACGUUCUCCAUUGCAGGGACUCCAAACUGGAUGGCACCAGAAAUAAUAUCGAUGGAUGGUACAUCUACCGCGUCAGACAUCUGGUCUGUCGGUGCUACGGUCUUGGAGCUUUUAACUGCCGAACCACCGUAUGCACAUUUGAAUGAGAUGGCUGCCCUACAUGCCAUAGUCACAGACGAAUUCCCACCUCUACCACAAUUCAUAUCACCAGAGUGUCACAGUUUUUUGUUGGAAUGUUUUGAGAAGCAACCAGCUAAAAGACUCACGGCCAAACAACUCAGAGACCAUCCAUGGUUGACGAGUCAGGUGAGAGGGAAUAGAAUUGUUGAUUCCAUUAUGCUUAGCCGUUCCAGAAGAGCAUCACGUCUGGUUGAACAGGACUUCAACUCGAUAAAGAGACUUCACACGAAGAAGUUUCUUCCAUUAAGCACUAAUACACUUAAGCAUGGAGACUCUGAGGCGAAUAAAUUCCUCGACGAUGAUCUUCCACAGGAAUUUAGAGACUUAGAAAUCAAUUCUUCAAAUCUAAGUGCAAAGAUGUUUGAACCUGUCAGCAUGACGUGCAAGAAUGACAAGGUCUCUGAACUAAUUGAAUCCUUUUACCAACAUGAAGAUGAUCUGGAUGUUCUUACACGACUCAACUUGGAACUUGGACAAGCUGGGAAGUUAGUCGGAUCGUUUGUUACAACAGAGUUUGUUUUCAGGGUCAUUCAAGCGAUGGAAACUAAGAUUGGAGUCGAGACAGAGCUAACAGGUGCCUACCUAACACUUUUGCACAAUCUUUUCAAGCUCUCUGAUCUAGCGAUACAUGACUUCACAGACCUUGGUGGGCUACCACUCUUGACUAACUGUCUUCAUAGCAACAACGAACGUCAAAUCAGACAUCAUGCGUCUGAAAUACUCACUGAACGUUUUCAAAGAAACUCAUGUUCGCUUCGUGUUUUUGUUCAAAGUGGUGGGCUUAGAACAGCUUUAAAACUUCUUGAAGAAGAUUUUGUCGAAGACCAGGUGCUACCUCAAAGUGUUAUUGGCAUAAUAAGUCAAUCUUUUAAGGACCGUGUUGUUCCAGAAAAGAUUCUCCAGCUAAUACUGCUUUCCUUCCCCAAUUUCUUAGAUUGGAUAUCUGUCAUGGUACUGCACUCCACAAAUGUUAAAAAUUCACUGUUGGCAGAUUCUCUUAUUGAUAUAAUAUGUUUCACGGAAGGCUCCAAGUUGCUCAACUUGAAACCUAUAUUUCUCAACUCCAUAUUCAAAGCUUACAACAAGCUUACAAAAGUGAACCAGAUUAAAUUGUUGAAAUUCUUCAAGUCUGUGAAUGUUAAUGAUCUUCCAGACUCUGCUUCUAUGGUGAAAUUUCUCACGAAGACUAUCAAAAGAGACGUCACCAACACAUCACAAACGGAUAGUGACACAUUGAGCCUCUGUUGUUCGUUGCUUUUCAGCAUGUGUCAUUUGAACCAUGCCCGUCAAGUGACGUUGGUGAGACUUGGUGGAAUUUCAAUUGUCCAAGAACUUCUAAAUACCACUUUACCAUGUUCAGAGUUCGUGAUACCAUUGAUGUGUGAGUUUGCACUCAAUCCGACGCUAACGAAGCAUGUUAUGGACGAAAAAACGGGACUCGUACGUAACUACCUAGAAUUGUUGAUUGACCCGACAUGGCAAGCCAACGCAUUGGACUCCUUGACCACUUUACACGAAAAGUGCGGCGAUGACAGAAUUGCACAAGCCAUUCUCAAUGACAAGUACCACUUUAUCCUACAGAGUUUCCUUGUUGAGCAUACUCUAAACUAUGAACUCUACAUGGAGAGACUUGUCAGGUUUUUGUCAACCUAUUCCAAAUCUAUUGUUGUCAACCAGAUACGGUUAGCCUACCUCAACGAUGACCAGAUCGUUGGCACCAUCAUCACCAGAAUCGGCGAAUACAAAUCUGAUUUGGUGAUACUCAUCGACUUGUUCAAGCUCCUCAAGAUCAUCAUGCUGAACAAUGCCUAUUACUCCAACUACGAUAGGAUUAUCAACUUCCUCAAGUCAUUGAAAAAAACCAAAGUCCUCUUGGUAGAUCAAUUGAUUAAUGAGAUAUUAUCCUCCGACUCUGAGAGUACUGGCACCAUCAUGAAACCACCCUGUUCUUCAUAAAUAGCUAAUAAACACAUGUUAAUGGUUCC